Dipodomys spectabilis (banner-tailed kangaroo rat) is the source of this 1665-nucleotide messenger RNA. RefSeq names its product hexosaminidase D (gene Hexd). The transcript is spliced from 13 exons. The record is from RefSeq and is a predicted model, not a curated record. NCBI's taxonomy places the organism in Eukaryota, Metazoa, Chordata, Mammalia, Rodentia, Heteromyidae. Gene Ontology annotation, molecular function: hexosaminidase activity. Gene Ontology annotation, biological process: carbohydrate metabolic process. Bases 24 to 1571 code for a protein of 515 amino acids.
AGGCCCCGUGCAGAGCUGAUGGGAUGUGCAUCUCUAUUCCCACUGCCUCCAUUCACGCGAGUCUAUGUGAAGAAGUCCCAGAGAUUCCAUUACAAUUCACAAUAAACACUAAAAUGUCAGGCUGCACACCAUUUAAGAUGCGAUUAGUUCAUUUGGACCUUAAAGGAGCACCCCCAAAGAUCUCCUACUUCUCAGAGAUUUUCCCUCUGCUCCGUGCUCUAGGUGCAAAUGGCCUUCUCAUCGAGUACGAGGACAUGUUUCCCUAUGAUGGCCAGCUGAGGCUGCUGCGGGCCACGCAUGCAUACAGCCCCUCUGAAGUGGCAGAGCUCCUACGCCUGGCCAGAUGCAGCGAGCUGGAGGUCAUUCCCCUGGUACAGACAUUUGGACACAUGGAGUUUGUGCUGAAGCACGCGGCAUUUGCUCACCUCCGAGAAGUCGCCUGUUUCCCCAACACUCUGAACCCUCAUGAGGCCGAGUCCCUGGCGCUGGUGGGGGCCAUGGCUGACCAGGUUCUAGAGCUGCACAGGGAUGCACGCUGGCUGCACAUCGGGUGUGACGAGGUCUACUGCCUGGGCGAGGGGGAGGCCUCCAGGCAGUGGCUGCAGCAGAGGCAGAACAGCCCCGAGCAGCUGUGUCUGUCGCACAUGCGGGCCGUGGCCAGCCACGUGCAAGCGCGGCACCCUGGCACCACGGCCCUGGUGUGGGAUGACAUGCUGCGGGACAUGCCUCAGGACCAGCUGGCAGCCUCUGGAGUGCCGCAGCUGGUGGAGCCUGUGCUCUGGGACUACGGGGCUGACCUGGAUGUCCACGGCAAGGUGCUUCUCAUGGAAAAGUACCGGGAAUGCGGCUUCUCACGGCUGUGGGCAGCCAGCGCCUUCAAAGGGGCCACGGGGCCCAGCCAGGCCCUGCCGCCGGUGGAGCACCACCUCCGGAACCACGAGCAGUGGCUGCGGGUGGCCAGCAGCGGGCCCGCGGACAUGCUGCAGGGCAUCGUCCUGACCGGCUGGCAGAGAUACGACCACUUCUCCGUGCUGUGCGAGCUGCUUCCCGUGGCGAUCCCGUCCCUGGCUGCCUGUCUGCAGUUGCUUCUACAUGGGAGCUUCACUGAAGAGGUUAAGCAGUCAGUGGAGAACUUCCUUGGAGUUCCCAGCCUGGAGAUAACGGCUGUGAGUGAGGGAGCUGGCUCCUUCCCAGGCAGCCACAUCCACGCCCUGGUCACACAAGUCAGCCUCCACCUGCGCAGCUCUGUGGACGCACUGCUGGAGAGGAACAGGUACGUCACUGGCUGGUUCAGCCCCUACCAUCGCAGACGAAAGCGUGUCCACCCUGUCAUGGUCCAGCACAUACAGCCAGAGGCCCUCAGCCUCCUGGGCAGGUGGCACACUCUCGUGCAGCAGCUGGAGGCGGCCCUGCAACUGGCCUUUUACCCUGAUGCCGUGGAGGAGUGGCUGGAGGAGAAUGUGCACCCCAGCAUGCAGCGGCUGCAGAGUCUGCUGCAGGACCUCCAUGAAGCAGCCGUGCCCCAGCCCUUGCCCAACAGCCCCGUCGGGGGUCCAAGUCAGGACCCUUGAGGGCCUCCUGGCACGGGCUGGGCCUGGGCUACCAUCCCGGGCAGUACUGGGCUGAAAUGGCCUCCCUCCCCCCAGGAACGCUUCCUGCUGAGUG